Messenger RNA from Gongylonema pulchrum, 231 nucleotides. The record is from the annotation of a GenBank genome assembly. NCBI's taxonomy places the organism in Eukaryota, Metazoa, Nematoda, Chromadorea, Rhabditida, Gongylonematidae.
AUGCGCUUCAGCCGUGCUUGUGUUGAUGCGAGGAAACGUAUCAUCUGUACCGGAGUGUACAUGCAUGUCAUUUGCUGCCAGCAUGACUGUAUGGAUUGUGCUGUAUUCAACGAUGAAUUCACUGCUUUUCGCAACUUUUUGAAAGGUGUACAGGCUGGGAUGCGAAACGUAAAGGUAGUAGCUGGUGGAGGAGGUGCAAGUGGUGCUGAUGGUGCAAUUGCUGAUUGCUGA